This is a messenger RNA of Protobothrops mucrosquamatus (brown spotted pit viper), 3029 nucleotides long. It is a transcript of the gene RIGI, whose product is annotated as DExD/H-box helicase 58. Gene Ontology annotation, cellular component: cytoplasm. NCBI's taxonomy places the organism in Eukaryota, Metazoa, Chordata, Lepidosauria, Squamata, Viperidae. Gene Ontology annotation, molecular function: double-stranded RNA binding; single-stranded RNA binding; hydrolase activity. The coding region runs from base 10 to 2772 and encodes 920 amino acids. The transcript is spliced from 18 exons. The record is from RefSeq and is a predicted model, not a curated record.
AGGAGAAAAAUGACGGAGGUCGAACGAGAGAAUUUGCUUCGCUGCAAGGAAUAUAUAGUGAAGACUUUAAAUCCUGCUUAUGUAUUGAGCUACAUGAAAACCUGGCUGUCCGAUGAGACUGUGGAGCUAAUUCAAGAGGAAAGCAACCGGCCAACCAAGGCAGCAGAACUUUUUCUUCACUCCGUUCUACAGCUCAACGUGGAUGGAUGGUUCCGUGGUUUUCUGGAUGCACUACAAGCUUCAGAUUAUACCGGCCUUCAUGAUGCAAUUGACAAGUGGGAUUUCAAGAUAAUUGAAAGUCUGGAACCUCACAGGCAACUGUUGAAACGAAUUGGGCCCGCUAUGCAGGACAUUGAUGUCAAACAAAUUCAAGAGUUCAUGGAUGACUGCCUCCGAAUUCAGGAAUGGGAAGAGAUUCAUAAGAUUAGUGAAAGGAAAGGAAGACAAGCAAGUGCAAGCAAACUGAUAGAAUGUCUGUGUAGAUCAGACAAAGAACAUUGGCCUAAAACCUUCCAAAUCGCACUGCAUAGGUCUGGACACGACAAGCAAAUCGAGCUAUGGGAUUUGAAAGGAGCUGAUAAUGCAGAUGUUGAAAUGGCAGAUGAAGAUGAAGACAGCUGUGUUUUUGAAAUACAGAUUUCUGAAGAAGCAGAAUCUGACAAUCUUUGUGAAAAUUCAUGUUCACCUUCAGAUGCCUUCCAGCAGCCCAGAUAUGUUCCGAGGAAGCCAAGGAGCUAUCAGAUAGAACUUGCUGAGCCUGCUCUCAAGGGCAAACACACCAUGAUUUGUGCCCCUACCGGAUCUGGGAAGACUCUUGUGUCUAUUAUGAUAUGUGAGCAUCAUCUCCGCAACAGGCCUGCUGGGCAGAACGGAAAAGUGGUCUUCCUCGCUACAAAAGUUCCAGUUUAUGAACAACAGAAGAAAGUCUUCUGUGAAUACUUCAAAAAUGACUACAACAUUGCAGGCAUCUGUGGGGAAAAUGCUUCCAAGUCUCCCGCAGAAAUAGUUAUUAAACAGAAUGAUAUCAUUGUCAUGACACCCCAGACUCUUUUGAACUCUCUGACUAAUGAGACAGUUCUUUCUCUUUCAAUAUUCACAUUGAUGAUAUUCGAUGAGUGCCACAACACUACGGGGAGUAAUCCAUAUAAUAUGUUAAUGUCCAAGUACUUGAACCUUAAACUGAAGCAAGAUGCAGUUCCGCUACCUCAGAUUGUAGGAUUGACCGCUUCUCCUGGCAUUGGCAAUGCCAAAAACGUAGGGGAGGCCAUAGACUACAUCUGCAACAUUUGUGCUUCCCUCAAUAUUGAAGUGAUCUCAACGGUCAGAAAGAACAUAAAGGACUUGGAAGAAAUUGUUCCUAAACCUGAAAAAAUUAUUAAGCUUGUUGGGACUCGUCCACAAAAUCGCUUUGUAGAUAUUGUAUCUCAGAUGAUGUCAAAAGCAGAGGAUCUAGCAAGACAAUUUCAUCCUAUUGAUAACAUGUCUGUGAUGAAGAAUCGGUGUUACGGGACCCAGAAAUACGAGCAGUGGAUAGUCGAUGUGCAGAAGAAAGCUGUGGUGUUACAGUUGCCAAAUAAGGAAGAAGAAAGCCGAGUCUGCAGGGCUCUUUUUAUUUGCACGCAGCACCUCCGGAAAUACAAUGAUGCCUUAAUCAUCAAUGAAGACGCCCGAACCAAAGAUGCUUUGAUUUAUCUGAAGGAUUAUUUUGAGGAUGCCAAAAAUGGCGACUUUGAUAACAUUGAACAGCAUCUGGCUUCAAAUUUCGAAGUUAAUUUGCCAGAACUCACGGCUGCUUCCGAGGAUGAAUCCAAUGAAAACCCUAAACUGGAAGAUAUUACAGAGAUUCUGGGAGAGAUAUAUCAUGUCAACCCUGAGACACGUACCAUUCUCUUCGUGAAGACAAGAGCACUGCUGGCAGCAUUGAAGAAUUGGAUAGAAGAAACACCUGAACUUAAGCAUCUGAAGCCACAGGCACUGAUGGGACGUGGGAAAAGAAACCAUUGCACAGGCAUGAGCCUCCCAAAUCAAAAAGGGACUUUGGAUGCCUUCCAAACCAAUGGGGACAGCAAGCUUCUAAUAGCAACUUCAGUUGCUGACGAAGGGAUUGAUAUUGCUGAGUGCAACCUGAUCCUGCUUUAUGAAUAUAUAGGCAAUGUCAUCAAAAUGAUACAAGUCAGAGGUCGUGGAAGAGCAAAAGACAGCAAGUGCAUUCUUGUGACGAGCAAAAAAGAACAGGAGGAGAAGGAGAGGUACAAUUUAGAAAAGGAGCUAAUGAUGAACAGAGCUAUUGAAGAGGUACAGAGCUGGGAUGAAAAGAUCUUUGCACAGAAGAUAAACGUGUUUCAAAAGCAGCUAAUAAAAAUGCUAGAUUCCAAGAAAAAAACGACAGAAUCAAAACCCUGGAAAAACAAUAGAGUUCUCUUGUGUGGCAAAUGCAAGAAGCUGGCCUGCAGUACGGAAUAUCUCCGGGUGAUUGAGGACUCGCACCAUACUGUUUUGGGCGAGAAAUUUAAAACACGGUAUAUCACAGAACCUCAUAAGAAGGCAUGCAACUACGGGAAUUUUGACAAAAAAUUCAAGAUGUAUUGCACCAGCUGCCAUCACGACUGGGGAAUCGUUGUGAAGUACAAGACCUUUGACAACAUGCCCAUCAUCAAAAUUGAGAGCUUUUCCGUGCAGGAUGUUGUUAGCAACGAGCAGAUUUAUUUCUCAAAAUGGAAGGAUGUUGAUUUUGCAAUGAAAGACUUCGAUAUUGAAGAAAUGUCUGAGUGAAGUGCUGCCUAUUCAAACUUCUGUUUAUAAUCUUGCACGAUCUAGUUAAUUCUGCUUUUAAAGUCAAAUUGGUAACCGGGGUACCAUUAACUUUCCAGUUAUACUCCGGUCUAAAUUUAAACUCCAAGGUAGCUUUGACAUCUGUCUGACUCUUAGCAUGCUUCCAUUAAUCAAUGUUUCUUCAAAAAAAAAAAAAAAAACUGAUCUGUUGCCAGCGCUGUCUUUUGAUUAUGCAAUUUAAUAAUAAAAGUAUAUAU